CUCUCUUUCUCUUUGCGUGCUUGAAAAAGACGACCUUUCCAUAUUUUCCAUUUGCAAAAACUUCCCACUUAACAUUUCACACCUACUUUAUUUUCUCUCGCUAAGCACUAAUGCAUCGACCGAGAGGACGGAGCGUAUCACAAAUACAAGACGAAGAGAUACCGAGCAUUGAAGCUCAACACGAUUACGUGAACCGAGUCUUAAAAUGGAGCAUAUCCGAUCUCGAACGUUUCAUCAAUUUAUUAAAGGGGCGAGUGUAUGCCGAAGAAGCCUAUGUACAACACUUAAGCAAAAUCAAUCGAGCUCACGCUAUGGCUGAAACAGACAUGUUUAAUUGCUUUGGUAACUCUGAGACGACGUUUCGACGAGCAACACUUCACUAUGAACGUUCCAUAGACCAAACUAUCGUUGUUCGAAAGAAUCUUAUCCGCAGCAUGUGGUCAGAAAUUGAUAAAUUGGUUCAUGUCAAGGAAGCGCAAGAAGCACGGCGAAAGAAAGUCAAGGCCAGACUUGCCGAGGAGAACGCCAAUUACAUCACAUAUCGUACACGCGAAGUACCAAAGUUGCAUAAAUCGUAUAUGCAUCGAUGCAUGGAACUCCAAGGCGCUCAGGAGCAAUUACAGCUACAGCAGCAGCAACAACAAGGCGGAUUUUCACCCAUGUCAAACCAUGGGAGCGAUUUAGAUCUACGCGACGGUGGAGAAUCGACGACGCGUCUUUCAGCGGAUGAACCACGACCACGUCUCUCAGCCGACAACGAUUCUCUCUCCUCGCUUGAAAAGGAUACUACCUUGAGAAAGGGAAUGCAGAGCUUCAUGGCACAGAUGCGUACCCAGAUUGCAAAUGCCACGGCGGCCGCAUCUGUCCAGGAUGUGUCUAAACAAAAUGCAAAAUGUGCUCGCCUUGGAACUGAAAUCAUUGCUGCUGACUUGGAAUACAGAACGGGUAUUCGUGUAUUAGAACGACUUCGUAAGAAACAAAUAGAGACAGCGGCCAAAGCAUUAAAGCAAGUGGAAACCGUGUUUACAGACAAGACCAAUGUAACGAAAUCUGCAAUGGGCGAACUGUUGAACAAAGAACGAUCCACACUUGCAGAUGAAACUAGAAUUGCGGAUUUCACAGCACGUUCAGUAGAGGAAAUUGACGGCCAAAAAGACAUUUAUUUGUUUACAACCGAGUACCAGAAAAAGCGGUAUAUCACACCUUCUCGAAUCUAUUAUGAAAACUACUAUCACGGCAAAUCUAAGGACUUAGCAUUUGGUACAUCUCUGGAUGAAUACGCUGCCGAAUACAACCGAACAGUCCCACUUGUUGUCUCCAAAUGUAUCGAGGCGGUAGAACGGAUGGGUGGCUUGCAAAAAGAAGGCAUCUAUCGUAUUUCAGGAAGACAGAGUAAUGUAGAGUCCCUGAAAUACUUGUUUGAAAAGGGUGAACAGGAAGUCAAUUUGGAGAACUCCAAAUAUGACGUCGUUACAAUUGCUUCCGUACUCAAGAUCUAUCUACGAGAGCUUAAGCAGCCAUUGUUCAAUUUGAGCGUACAGACGCGCAUGGAAUAUGCCACUCUUGAAAAGCAACGGCGUCUUGUUGCACUGCAAGGCAAAUUAUCCUCGUUGCCUAAAAUACAUCGAGACACUUUACAUACACUUAUUCGGCAUCUUGCAAAAGUAAAUGCCCAAAGCCAGGUGAAUAAAAUGAACUUGCAGAAUUUGUCUCUGAUCUUUACCCCUGCUAUAUUCCACGAUCACAACCAUGCCGAAAUACCAGGAGAAUGGCGAACGGACUGUGUGUUUGAGGAUAUGAUGACAUACUACGAACCCUUAUUCGCCAAUGCUGAAAUUCAAAGCCAAAACAAUGCAGCGGCAGCAGCUGCUGCAGCCCAGCACCAGCAAGUACAGCAACAACAGUCAUUUCAUCAUCAACAGCCACAACAAGCACAGCAACAGCAACAAUCAAUGUACCAACAACAACCCUAUUUACAUCAACAACAGCAGCACCCACAACAUCCGCAACAGCAGCAACAGUUUCAGCAAGCAGUAGGAGCAGCACCACAACCUCAAGGAGGAUUAACAAGCGCACAAUCAUCCACUGCCACUUUGUCCUCAUCUGGUAGUAGCAGCAAUGUCAACGCUAGUACUGGAAUGUUACUGACGCAACCACUCCAUCCUGUCAAUUUAACUUCACCUGGACCACAACACCAACAACACCCUUCACCACAACCACAGCAGCAAACAUCACAACAAGAUAUCUAUCGUAAUACGCCACCAGCACGAAUGGCAUCCGCCGAUGCUCAAAAGCAGCCGCGUUCUGCAUCCCUCAAUACUGCCACACCUGUCACUGCAACACCUAGUAGCAGUAGUACUAUUACCGCGAAUAACCGUGCGGUUGUACCAGCAGCAGCAGCAGCAGUACCAUCACAACAACCCCAUGACCAAGCUACUCCUCCUCCUCGUGCUGAUCGUCGACCAUCUCAACCAAUGAUUGCUUCCCCUGAUUCACAAUUUUCAGUCGACACCCAUCAUCAUGGUCAUCAUCAUACUGCCAGUGAAAUGUCGGAUGCAGCUACUUGGAUCGGCAUGGCUGCAUUGUCAGGUGCAUUAGAUAGUAGCAAGUCUGAAACAGCCACGAUGGGCGGUGGUCUUCGUGGUGUCACUGCCCCUAUCGAUACUCGACCCGCAGUCAUAACUACAGCACCAGACAAUAGCACCAGUUCACCCAUAGCAUCACCCGCUGACGACACGCCUACAUCAACACGACCAUCCUCAAUGCAAGCUGCUACUACUACUACUACUA
Zychaea mexicana is the source of this 2790-nucleotide messenger RNA. RefSeq lists its product as uncharacterized. Gene Ontology annotation, biological process: activation of GTPase activity; signal transduction. The annotation marks the transcript as partial. The transcript has 11 exons. The record is from RefSeq and is a predicted model, not a curated record. Gene Ontology annotation, molecular function: GTPase activator activity. Lineage: Eukaryota; Fungi; Mucoromycota; Mucoromycetes; Mucorales; Lichtheimiaceae.